This is a messenger RNA of Paramisgurnus dabryanus, 3919 nucleotides long. NCBI's taxonomy places the organism in Eukaryota, Metazoa, Chordata, Actinopteri, Cypriniformes, Cobitidae. The record is from RefSeq and is a predicted model, not a curated record.
UUCUGCACCCUGAGGACCGUGUGAACAUUUUAGCAGUUUGGGCAUUUUUUAGUCUCACCUGAGUGAGACACAGCCGGAGGGGACAGUACUGUCAGACGACUGUCAAACUUCACAGAGCAGCGAUUCACAGAGAGAGCCUUUCUGGUGUGCUGCGGCCCCAUGGCUUGGGACUGUGGCCUGAAGUUUGUCUUUUCUGUAACUCCUACACUGCAGCAGGGACCCGGGGCCAUUGUACGAGAAAGAGAGGAUAUCAGCCGAUUGGAGAUGGUCCAGAGACUGGCAAAGGAUGGAUGCCGCCUUCUGCAUAGCCCACUGAGAGCUACUGAACGUCCUGCCGAGCCCACCGGUGACGCAGCAGUUCGGGUGUGCGAGAGAGAGAGGACCCGCGAGAUGCUGCUAUCUCAGAGGACGACGUCACCGCGAGCUCCCCCCUCCCGCUCCUUCUCAAACAGGAGGUUUGCCGCUGUGCCUGCCACCCCUGAGAAGGUGCUGGAACACCUGCUGGAUCAGAUGAGGAUGGACGAGGAGCAGAGGAACCCCCAAAGCAGAGAAACAGAUAUUCUCUUGGAUGACUUCUUGCUGACCUACCCUGUGUUCAUGUCCACCAGUGACCUGUGCCAAGCAUUGCUUGGUCACUAUUGUUCGAAGAAAGGACGAUUGAAAGAGGAUGCCAGAGAGACUCUGCUUAGGAAACGAAAAGUACUGCACCUGCUGUCCCAGUGGAGCUCGUUGUGCACAGAUCUACGUCAGGACGACGAAGACGCCAAACUAUUCCUUAAGACCCUCUACAGAUAUGUUUUGGAUGAUCUGUAUGAGUUUCCCUCCCUGGAGAAAGACAUUAAAGAACUUCAGAAACUUUUACGGAUGCAGCGCAGACAUACUGUAGAUGAUUACUCGCCGCAGAGGAAGAAUAAGGCUCUCUUCCAUCAGCUGAGCCUGAGGGAUAACUGGCACCCUGUACGUGCACCUCAGAGAGAGAGAAAUGAAGUGCUGUGUCGUGUGUACGUGACUGUAGACUCCUACGUGAGCGUGAGGACACACAGUGAUGCGUCUGCGCAGGAGCUGCUGGGGACCGUGGCAGAAAGACUCGACUGCGCAGAGGACGACAUGGUGCUGGUCGCCAUCACGUAUGCUGGAGAUAAGGUUUUGCUUCAGUCAGAACAGUGUGUGUUUUCCACUUCACUCACUACUGCUGACAGGCUGCACGUCUACAGAAGAGACCUGACCGAGAUCAUGAGUCCUUGCACUGAUAACGGACAGCAGCGCUCAGUAAAGAUGCUCAGUAUGAACACGUGGGAUGUAGCCGUGUCUCUCACCAACUGUGACUGGAGCCUCUUCAGUAACGUCCACGAGCAAGAGCUGGUGUAUUUUACUCUGAGCCGUGAUGCCAGUGGCGGCCACACAGUGGCGCUGGAACACCUGUUACAGCGCUGUAAUGAGACACAGCAGUGGGUGAUGACUGAAGUGCUGCUGUGUCCCACCCUAUGCAAACGUGUGCAGCUCUUCAAGAAAUACAUCAAGAUUGCAGCACACUGUAAAGCACAGAGGAACCUGAACUCACUGUUUGCUAUCACUAUGGGAUUAAACAGUCCGGCCGUCAGUCGACUUACUCAGACGUGGGAGAAAGUCCCUGGCAAGUUCAGGAAGUUGUUCUCCGAGCUGGAAAGCCUGACGGACCCUUCGUUGAACCACAAAGCCUAUAGAGAUGCCUUUAAGAAAAUGAAGUCUCCCAAGAUCCCUUUCAUACCCCUGCUUCUGAAAGAUAUUACGUUUAUUCAUGAGGGCAACAGAACCUUUCUAGACAACCUGGUCAACUUUGAUAAGCUACACAUGAUAGCGGACACAGUGCGAAUUAUCAGGCAAUGCCGGACAGAUCACAUGGGAAACAUGUUGUCCCAGAAGGACAGCGUAGAGGUGAGAACAUACAUCAACUACCUGCACGUCAUUGACAAUCAACAGACCCUCUUUGAGCUCUCACACAGACUGGAGCCCAGGACCUAAGAGACACAGGACAACAUAAGUCCUGAAACCCAAGACUGUGGUUGCUAUUCAGUGUGUUUCCACUAGAGGGAGACACACUCUCAUACACCACAGACAGCCAAAGAAAUCAACCUCAAGUUCGGUAGUGUGAAUGGAACAAAGAAAACCGAAUGCUUAACUGUGAAUCAUGCUGAACUGAUGUUUAAAUCAGGAAGACCUACAGAACAACUAUACAAUGAUCCAGUAUUCAAUGCUACAAUAAGGACUCGUGAGUUUUUGGGGAUGUAAUUAGUUUUUUUAUUUGCUUUCUUGUUUGAUGUAGUUGUUCAGAACAGAUGUUAGGUUGUUUGAGCCAGUCAGCCUCUGCGAAACAUUUUAAAAACAUCAGAGGAUGUUUUAGCAAAUGCAAUUUGUAGACAAUCAGAAUAAUAACCCUAAACAGCACACCAUGUUGUAGGUGAAGCAUUGCUACUACAAACAAUACUUUAAAACAGUGGUGCCCAAACUAUGGCCAAAUUGGCUCCCAAUGACCUUUAAUUUUGCCCGUUAUGCCACGUAAGAUAAGGAAAACGGAUAAACAUCAUCGGCCCAGAUGUUCAUAUUUCUAAUUAAACAUUUUUAUAAAAUGUAACAUUUUUUGUUUAUUUAUACAUUUCAAAAUGUAAAUUGAAAUUAAAUUCAAGGAGUUUAAGUAAAUAAAUUUGUUUUAAUGUACAUGCAUACUUGAAGGUGUAUAGCAUGCGUCACUAAACUCAACGAAUUCUGGUACUACAGGCUAAUAAUGGAGAGGUCGAGGUUUUUUACAACAGUUGCCUUUGUUUAUGCAUAACUAUGCAGUUUUAUUUUCAGAGUAAAGUUUGCUUAUUUAUUUUUUAAAUAUUAGAAAAUUAUAAAUUAGGAGAAUCAGGGCAACUUUAAUUUUAAUAUAACACAGCAACAUUUACUUUAAACCCACGACUCUCAGUCAGGUUUGAUUUUUGGCCCUUGGUAGGAAAACGUUUGGGCACCCCUGCUCUAAAGUAUAGCUUAAAUAUAUUAUUAUAUAUAAUAUUAUUAAAUAUAAUCUAACUAGGACAUAUUUAUUUAAAUCUGAAAAUAAUGCAUAUUCUAAAAAUUGCAGUGCUUUCCUAAGCCUUGUAAUAAACUUAUGAUUACUAAAAAAAUAUUUGUUGGUUCAACUUAAAAAUUAAGUUACCUGGUUGCCUAAAAAAGCUGAGUCAAUUUCAACUCAAAAAUAUUAGUUGUCACACACACACACACACACAUAUAUAAAUUUUGGAGUCAACCUAUUUUUUAAGUCAAAUCAGCUAAAGUUUUAACCAGGUAACUUACUUUAUUAAGUUGAACCAAGAAAUCUUUUUGUACAGUGUAUGUACUAGACACGCUGUAGAUCAGGUUCAGUAAUUCCUUCAUAAUUUAGUUUGCAGCUCAUAAUAGAAAUAACAUCAGGGUAACAGACAAAUAUACAAACACAAGAGACAUAGACUUACUGUAUUAAAGAGGCUUUACUGCUUGGCUCAUAUAACUGUGUACAGUAGUUCUGUAAAGACUUACAUUAGACUGUGUUUAUUUUGUUUAUAAGUUGUUCCUUGAGUUGUGAGUAUAUUUAUUUAACAAUAUAUUUGUUCAGACGGGAGCAGGACACAAGUUUAAAAUAUAAAGAUGUAAUGUAUGACUGUAAAUGUGAUCAGAUGGUCUGAAUGAUUUGGCAACGCCAUUGAUUGAUCAGUCUGAUUAUUUAUGCAUGUGAGCUUCACAUGCAAACUCUGUAAAUACAAAAAAGUACUUUUUAAAAAUAAAUAAGAAAAACAGGCCACAAAGCAAUAGCGAGGUGUACGUGUCACCUCCAAAAAACAUAAUUUAGCAGUGACUGACUGUAGCUGCUGUUUGCACUAGUUUUCUUGAAUACGAGUCUUACAUUAAAGAAAAAUAAAUCCUC